AUGCUGGAUUUAGCGCGGUGCAUUGUUUUCUGCGCGCUCCUCCGCUGCGUUCACGCGUCGUGCCCUCCGCGCUGCGAGUGCUCGGAGGCGGCUCACACCGUGAAGUGCGUCUCCAAAGACCUGCGGAGUAUCCCGACCGGGAUCCCCGGAUACACCCGGAAUCUGUUCGUCACCGGGAAUCAGAUCAGACGCAUCGGCCCGGAGUCUUUCAGAGGUCUGGAUAACGUGACCAACUUGUCCCUGAGUAAUAACAGAAUUUCCGAGGUGGAAUCCCACACGUUUGCCGGACUCCGCAGCCUCCGCUCUCUGGAUCUGAGCAACAACCAGCUGGCAGUCAUUCACCCCGAGGCCUUCACCGUCCUGAACCAGUCCCUGCGGGAGCUCAACCUGAGCCGAGCCCUCUACAACCACUCGUUGGUGAUGGACUUGGCCACGUCCUUCCGCUGGAGCUCCCUGGGGAACCUGCGGGGACUGGACCUGUCCGACAACGGCCUCAUCUUUUUGCCCUCGCGCAUCUUCUCCCACCUGACCAGCCUGCAACGGCUCCAGCUCUCCAACAACUCCCUGGUGGCCAUCUACAACUCCACCUUCUCGGGGUUGGAGCAACUGGAGGAGCUCGACCUCACGCUCAACGCCCUCAAGACGUUGCCCGAGGAAGGUCUGCGAGAGCUGGACUCCCUGCCCACAGCUGACCUUCUGCUGGGGGAGAACCCGUUCACCUGCACGUGUGGAAUUGAACCUUUUGCUCUGUGGCUCAACAGAUCACAGGAACGCAUCAGCAACGCCGACGGCCUCAUGUGCGCCUUCCCGGCCAGCAUGAGGAACACAUCCCUGCUCGCUGUGGGCACCUUGACUCUGGGAUGCCACCAGAUGGGUGCGGGGGCAGACCUUGCUCUGCAGACCUCUUACGUCUUCUUGGGUGUCGUCCUGGGCUUCAUAGGCCUCAUCUUCCUAUUUGUACUUUAUCUCAACCGCAAGGGCAUCAAGAAGCGGAUCUACGACAUGCGGGACGCCUGCAGGGAGGUGUGGGAAGGCUACCACUACCGCUUCGAGAUCGACUCUGACCCCAGGUUAUCGCAGGUCUCCUCGAGCGCCGACGUGUGACAGGACAAUCACCCCCUGGUGUAUUUUCUUAUGACUCUUUUCUAAUGCAUUUAUCAGUAGGAAAAUGUAAAAAUUGUACAGAUUAGUGUGUAAAUAUAUAAAUACAAUAGAGUUAAUAAUCUUUCAGCCUUGUUGAUUAAAGCAUGCACUGCCCGUCUUUCCUCAUUGCACAUCUAAAACUCUUCUUUAAUACAGAGUAUCUUGGAUUUCUUUGCUUUAACGGACACAAAUGUUCUGAACAGUCAUUUCUCACAUCCUCGCCUGCUCUUUAUGUUCACACAAA
Messenger RNA from Seriola dumerili (greater amberjack), 1387 nucleotides. It is a transcript of the gene tpbg1b, whose product is annotated as trophoblast glycoprotein-like. The transcript has 2 exons. Gene Ontology annotation, cellular component: plasma membrane. NCBI's taxonomy places the organism in Eukaryota, Metazoa, Chordata, Actinopteri, Carangiformes, Carangidae. The record is from RefSeq and is a predicted model, not a curated record. Gene Ontology annotation, molecular function: protein binding. The coding region runs from base 1 to 1104 and encodes 367 amino acids. Gene Ontology annotation, biological process: negative regulation of canonical Wnt signaling pathway.